Microthlaspi erraticum is the source of this 1614-nucleotide messenger RNA. The record is from the annotation of a GenBank genome assembly. Lineage: Eukaryota; Viridiplantae; Streptophyta; Magnoliopsida; Brassicales; Brassicaceae.
AUGUCAGCGAUUUGGAAGCAGAGUUUCUUGCUUCCUUUAGCGGAAUGCGAGUUCAACCUAACAUCAGCUCUCGAAGAAAUCGUUCCAUUGGUUAAUGUCAAGCCAGGUCAUCGGCCUCAUAGGUCAACCGGUGCUGCGAUCUCAGCAGCAUUGGGACUGGUCGAGGGAUGUUCCGUAACAACAGGAGCUCGGAUAAUGGUUUUCACAUCGGGUCCCGCGACAAGAGGUCCAGGGAUCGUCGUGGACUCGAAUCUAAACCAUUCGAUCAGAACCCACAGAGACAUCAUCACUGGCCAAGUGCCUUACUACGACAGAUCUUGCGGGUUUUACAAGAAACUAGCAAAGAGGCUCUGCGAUUCGUCUGUGGUUCUCGAUUUGUUCGCUUGCUCUCUUGACCAGGUUGGAGCAGCGGAGCUGAGGUACGCAGUGGAGACGUCUGGUGGGUUUCUCUUGCUUGGAGAGACAUUUGAAUCCGAGCAGUUCAAAAAGUGUCUCAGGCAUAUAUUCAGGCGCGACGCUGAUGGGAACUUGAAUAUGUGCUUUGACGUUUCUUUAGAAGUUGUGACCACUAAGGAUAUCCGAAUCUCCGGCGCGCUCGGUCCGGUUGUGUCGCUUAGAAAGAAGAAUGAUAUAGUGAGCGAAACAGAGAUCGGUGAAGGCGGGACAUUUACAUGGAAAACGAGCACCGUCACGAACAAGACGUGCGUUUCCUUCUUCUUUCAAGUGAGCAACGAGCAGAAUCGAAAACCGCAACCUGGUACAGCGUUCUUCAUUCAGUUCAUUACUCGGUAUCGGUAUGGCAAUGGAGGACUGAGGAAAAGAGUCACAACGGUUGCGAGAAGAUGGGUUAACGGAAAGUCGCCGGAGAUCUCGUCUGGUUUCGAUCAAGAAGCAGCUGCUUCGGUUAUGGCUCGGCUUGCGAUAAACAGAGCAGAGGAAUGUUACGCCAAAGACGUUAUUAGAUGGUUAGAUGACGGUUUAAUCCGGUUCGCUUCACGGUUCGGAGAUUACAUCCAGGAAGAUCCGUCUUCUUUCAGGCUGACUCCAAACUUCUCUCUUUAUCCUCAGUUCAUGUUCUAUCUAAGAAGAUCACAGUUUCUCGACGUCUUCAACAAUUCCCCGGACGAGACAGGUUUCUUCCGGUUGAUGUUAAACCGAGAAGGAGUGGUUAACUCAAUCAUCAUGAUUCAACCGACGCUUCUCCGGUAUUCAUUCGACGGACCGCCGAUUCCAGUCCUCCUUGACAUCCGAUCUGUGACCGCAGACGCGAUUCUGCUAUUCGAUUCUUACUUCUACGUGGUGAUCCACCACGGAUCGAAGAUCGCGCAGUGGCGGAAGCUCGAGUACCACAAAGACGCGAACCACGAGACUUUCCGGAAUCUUCUAGAAGCACCGGAGAUCGACGCGGAUCAGCUAGUGAGUGAUCGGAUUCCAAUGCCGCGGAUCGUGCGGUGUGACCAGCACGGUAGCCAAGCUCGGUUUCUUCUUGCGAAACUCAAUCCUUCUGUUACCCAGAAAACAGAUCAUACCGGUGAUUCAGAGAUCGUUCUCACUGAUGAUUUGUGUCUUCAAGAUUUCCUCGACGAUUUGCAAUCUCUCGCAGUGAAAAGCUGA